GAAGAAGGAUGUGUUUACUCGUCUGUCUGUUCUCAAGCCGUCAGAUCUGUUUGGGCCAUCGCUUUUGGUAAAGCCUGGAAACACAGAACCAACCAUGCUCCGCUGCAGAAAGUGUCGGAAAGGCGUCGUAGAGUUGGCCUGUCUGUCAAUGGCCACAAAUCAAAGGUCAGCUGCGGUUUGCAGUAUCUGGCAUGUGAAUGUUGACAAGUUGCCAGAGUGGAUACUGAAUUCAGCUCUUCAGGCUCAGUGGACCACGGGAAAGCUGAGCUGCUCUAACUGCGGGGCUCGUUUGGGAGGUUUUAACUUUAUUAAUCACAGUGAGUGCCCUUGUGGCCAGGAUGCCACAGUCCACCUAAGUAAAAGCCGUGUGGAUUAUGACCACAAGCACAGCUUCCUCAUCAUCCAGCCAAAAAGAACAAGACCUAGAAAGGGACAGCCUGGUCUGCUGACGGAUGGCCCUCCAUGCAAAGAGGAGACGCUCGGAGUCAGUGCCACUACACUGCAAAGUUUACAGCUCAACUGUGCUGCUGUCGUGUCUCAUGCCAGCCCUGCUGGGCCCUCAGAGCCACUCACUGAAAGUAAAAACACUCAGCUAUUUUCUUUCAGUCCCCUUAAUUGCAUCUCAUGUAGGAGAAGGUGUAAUUUGGAUGCUGAUGGAGACUUCAGACCAUGCUCUUUCCCUGCCGCCCCUUCAGACAUCUCUGUUGUUGAUGCAUUGGGCUCUAGGUCAUCUGCUUCAUAUCCUGCUGGUCAUCAGUCUGACACAAACGGUCAAGUUUCAUUUAAUAUUUUACCGUACAGUUCAGAUGUUUCUGGAGGUAGACAGUCCCCUCUACGUCAACAGAUACCACAGUCUCUGGAGGUCGUUGAGUCUUUUGCGGAUGCCACCUCGGUACCCACAGAGGUUUCUGCUUCAGUCCUGCUGCUUGAAAGAAGAUCUCCCUCUGACAGAUCAGCUGAUCUGGAAGUGGACGCUGUGCCUCAAGUAUCUUUGGGCUCCCUGUUGUCGAUAAGACAGAGGAAAAGAGAGAAGAAUCGCUUGAAGAAUCAACGGAGGAAGGAGAGGAGGAAAGAGAGAUGGCUGAACAGUCACCUGGAGAAGGAGCAGGAUGAGAGUGUGACUGGUUCACCUAUGGACAGUGAAGAGGAGGACGUAGAUGGCCUGACCUGCGCCGUGUGUCUCGACAUUUACUUCAGUCCGCACAGUUGUCAGCCCUGCGGUCACGUCUUCUGUGAGCCGUGCCUCCGCACGCUCACCAAGAACCACCCGACAAAAACCCCCUGUCCUAUGUGCCGUACCUUCAUUUCACACACCAGCUUCUACAAGGAGCUCAACCAGAUGGCAAAGACGUUUUUCCCAAAGGUCUACAUCACCCGCAAGCAGAACUUCCACAAUUCUUCCUGUGCAAAAUGGCCAUUGCCCAGCUUUCGCAGAAGCCUCCCAUCCUUUUGUGGAUAUCUGAGAAAUGCAGCGAUGCCAGGGAGACGCCGGCACCUUGCACACGGAGGCCUCACUCUUAUGGCUUUGAACCUCAAUGGCAUGUGCGACUGGCUUUUUGACACAUUCGUCUACAUCCACGUAAUGAACUGGAUCUUGGUCUUCCUCUUCAUCUGCAUACUGUUGUACUUCUUCUUCUGAGACCCUGAAGCGUGAAUGACUGUAGCUAGUAUCCAGUUUAUAUUUCCUUAAGGAGCGUUAGUAAUAUGGGUUAUGCUGGAUUCAACCAUUUAGUCGAAUGUUUGACCUCCUGCUUUUUAUUACAGAGAUGAUCAAGACAUACAAGAUGUGACCAAUGUAAUGGGUUGAUACAGUGUGACUUAUGAAGAGCUUAUUUCAUGCCUUUGUUGCUUUGAUGAGUUGAUGUAAAUACAUUUUAUGGUGUACAAAGUCAAAGCAACCUUGUUAUGCGCAUGAUUAGAGUAAAACCUUUGUUUCAUAGUUUCCCAAAGUGAUUUUUUUAAUAUAUUUAUUUUUAGACAAAUUGAUUCAAAAUAUUGGGGAAAUAUGUAUGUUUUCUUUUUGAAAAUAAGAUGACAAGAUCAAUAUAAUAUAUAAGGCUGAAUGUUAGUAUUUUCUACAGAUGGCAAAUAUUUUAAUAGUUGUGCUUAAUAUCAUUACUUGUAUAGAAAUUAAGUAUUGGCAUUCUUGCAUUACAUCAGAGAUGCGUCCUGUUUUUCUGUGUGUUCAUAUAUAUGUGUUUACAGCUCAGCAGGGUUGAAGGAACAGACAAUUAAAAGCAGAGUAUAUUUAACACUCAUUAGUGUGACUCCA
Messenger RNA from Cololabis saira (Pacific saury), 2272 nucleotides. It is a transcript of the gene rnf180b, whose product is annotated as ring finger protein 180b. The record is from RefSeq and is a predicted model, not a curated record. The transcript is spliced from 8 exons. Gene Ontology annotation, biological process: positive regulation of proteasomal ubiquitin-dependent protein catabolic process; protein polyubiquitination; norepinephrine metabolic process. Lineage: Eukaryota; Metazoa; Chordata; Actinopteri; Beloniformes; Belonidae. Gene Ontology annotation, cellular component: endoplasmic reticulum membrane. Gene Ontology annotation, molecular function: ubiquitin conjugating enzyme binding; ubiquitin protein ligase activity. The coding region runs from base 95 to 1639 and encodes 514 amino acids.